Molecule: messenger RNA, 2500 nt
Organism: Sceloporus undulatus (fence lizard)
Lineage: Eukaryota; Metazoa; Chordata; Lepidosauria; Squamata; Phrynosomatidae
Product: phospholipase ABHD3-like
Exons: 10
Coding region: 349-1542 (397 amino acids)
Biological process (GO): medium-chain fatty acid catabolic process; phosphatidylcholine metabolic process; medium-chain fatty acid biosynthetic process
Molecular function (GO): A2-type glycerophospholipase activity; glycerophospholipid phospholipase A1 activity; monoacylglycerol lipase activity
Source: RefSeq, a predicted model, not a curated record
GGUCUCAGAGUGGAUCAUCUCUCUGCAGUGGGCUUGGGACCCAUGCCUUGCGCUGGCGCCGGCGGAGAGGAGGACUGAAGGCGGAGCUGAAGGGCUGCAGCAGGAGGAGGAGAAGCAGGAGGCUGCUGCCUUCAAGGGCCAGGGAGCAAGCAAGCCAGGGAGGACCAAGGAGCCUCAUCCCCUGCUGCCUGCCGCUGGAGGGAUGGAGGCCUGAGGGGCAGGAGGCUGGGAGGGGGGGGGGGUCCCUGGCUGGCUGGCCAUGCUCUUGCUGGGCCUGAGCCCCGCCUGGUCCCUCUCCCUGGAGAGCCCUGCCGCCAGGGAGGCUCUGCUGCUGGGCUCCGGAGCCGGAUGCUGCGGCUGGUCCCUGGCCCUCUGCUGCGCCGCCGCCGCCUACGCCGCCUAUUACUACCUCCGCACCAUCGCCAAGCUAUGGAGAGAUGUCAUCUCAGCAGAAAUUUGAUGCCCAGUAAACCUCAGCUGGUGACUGGCAGUGAAAGCUUCUGCCGCUUCUUACAGGACCACUGCCCUGUUGUGACAGAAACAUACUAUCCCACUGUGUGGUGCUGGGAGGGCCGUGUACAAACUCUCAUUCGGCCUUUCAUCACAGAUCGACCCUAUGUGCAAUAUAGGAAUGAGCUUAUCACUGCAGCAGAUGGAGGACAGAUUUCCCUGGAUUGGUUUGAUAAUCAUGACAGUGUACCUUACCCAGAUUCCAACAGCAGACCCACCAUCCUUUUGUUGCCAGGCCUCACAGGAACAAGCAAGGAAUCUUACAUUCUCCAUAUGAUUCAGCAGAGCAAAACUUUGGGAUACAGGUGUGUGGUCUUAAACUAUCGAGGAAUUGCUGGUGAAAAUCUCUUGACACCAAGGACUUACUGUGCUGCUAAUACAGAAGAUUUGGAAACUGCUGUUAAUUAUGUACACAAUUUGUACUCCUCAGCUGCACUAAUGGCAUCAGGUGUUUCCAUGGGAGGGAUGCUUCUCUUAAAUUAUCUGGGCAAAACAGGCAGAGAAACACCACUGAAAGCAGCUGUAAUUUUUUCAGCUGGAUGGAAUGUUUUUGCAUCUGCAGAUUCACUGGAAAAACCAGUGAAUUGGCUUCUCUUCAAUUACUAUUUAACCACCUGUUUGCAAUCUUCACUUAUUAGACAUAGGCGUAUGUUUGACAAGUUAUUUGAUAUGAAUCUUGUCAUGAAGGCUAAGACCAUUAGAGAAUUUGACAAACAGUUCACCUCUGUCAUGUUUGGCUAUCCUACACUUGAAGAUUACUAUGCAGAUGCUAGUCCAUAUCGAAGACUGAAAAGAAUUGGCAUUCCAGUGUUGUGCUUAAAUUCUCUAGAUGAUGUCUUCUCACCAGAUCAUGCCAUACCAGUAGCCAUUGCAAAACAAAAUCCCAAUGUAGCUUUGAUCCUUACUUCUUAUGGAGGCCAUAUUGGUUUUCUAGAAGGACUGUGGCCAAGAAAGUGCACAUACAUGGACAGAGUCUUCAAGCAAUUUGUUCAAGCUGUGUUUGAGCAUGGAAGCAAAAUCUUUAAUCUAUAGCAAUUUUUCAGAGCCAUGACUACAGCACAUUGACAUAUGAUCAGGGUAAUUAUGCUUAAUGCACAUAAUUUAGCAAAUAAGCCAGCAAAUGGGCAGAAACCCAUACAAUUUUGCUUAAAUACUUUGCAAUAGCACUAUGUUCUUUUUAAAAAAUAAUCUGUAAGUAUGACCUUAGAGAAAAAAAACACCCUGGUGGUGGUGGGGAAAUGUUUUAAGGCUAGAUAAUUAAACUGACAGUGAAGGGGUCUUAACAGUAAGAACUGAACAGACUAUUGACUCCUGCCUAGUUGGAUUGGCAUGCAGGGAUUAACCCAGUCAUGGUGCAUUGCUGCUCCUGCCAUCCCAGAAUGACCAGUCACAGUAAAUCCAACCUUUCAUUUAGCAAAUAAGCUAAAUAAACUCUUAUGUAGCAAAUAAAUAGAUAAAAACUCUAUUGGGAGAAAAUAUUCCCAAAGUUUUGCUUAAAUACUUUGCAAUAUUACUACUGUUCUGUUUUUAUUUCAAUAUGCCUUCUAAGAAUGACCUUAAAAAGCAAUCUGUACACAUUAAAUUGCACUUAACUAAAACCUUUAAGUAAACAGAAGAUAAUUACUCAGGUUUUUUUUUAAUUUAGAUAACUGACAUUUAGGAAUUUUGCAUUAGAUUACUUGUUCUCAUGCACUUAAAAUUCAGAAACAAUUACAUUGUAAGUGGGCUUCUAAGAGCACUGAGGAAGAAAAUGGUGUAGAAUUUUAAACAAAGAAUUUAAAAGCCAUCUUUUAGCCAUGGACUGCAGGAGCAUUCCUGAAUUUUGCACUUGUUAUAAAUGGUGGGUAUUAUAUAUACAGCUUUUUUGUUUUUGUUAAUACCAUAUAUGUCUUAAUUUUUUAACAUUGCUAGUUAACUUCUAACAUUUAUAUUUAUACCAGAUAUUUUAUGUGGCAAUACAGAAUGGAAAUAAAGUACAUUUUCAAAUUAA